GCUCAGCCUGCCCAUCCUCCCCACAAAUACGGAAACCCCUCUGCAGUUGGUUUUGCCGCCUUUGCUGUCGGUUCCUUUAUCCUUGGUGUGGUCAACACUGGGCUCUUGACCGAUAUUCCUCAUGUUGCUGUUGGUGUUGCUCUUGGCUACAGUGCGGUUGGUCAGUUUGUGUGCGGAAUCAUGGACCUGAUUAUCGGCAACACAUUCGGUGCCACCACCAUGCUGACCUUCAGUGGAUUCUUCCUUUCAUACGGUAUCAUGCUCUUGCCUUCGACCGGAACCUUCCAGGCCUUGGCUGUCAAGGGUGCAGAUGAUCUCGAGAAGUGCAUUGGUCUCUAUAUGCUUGCAUUUGCCAUUCCUUCCUUCUUCUACUUUGUCGGUUCUCUCCGCCAGCCUUACUUUGUCCGUGCCGUCCUUCUCCAGGUCUUCCUUACCUUUUUCCUCGGCUCUGUCUCAGCAUUCACUGGCGUAGCAGUACUUGCCAAGAUCGGUGGUUGGUUCUCCAUCACCUUGUCCGCCACUGCUUGGUAUAUCACCUGUGCCAUUCUGUUCCGGGAGCAGCCUACAAUCAUUUCCCUUCCUCUC
Messenger RNA from Phycomyces blakesleeanus NRRL 1555(-), 585 nucleotides. RefSeq lists its product as hypothetical. The record is from RefSeq and is a predicted model, not a curated record. The annotation marks the transcript as partial. The transcript has a single exon. Lineage: Eukaryota; Fungi; Mucoromycota; Mucoromycetes; Mucorales; Phycomycetaceae. Gene Ontology annotation, cellular component: plasma membrane. Gene Ontology annotation, molecular function: acetate transmembrane transporter activity.